Molecule: messenger RNA, 1329 nt
Organism: Penicillium manginii
Lineage: Eukaryota; Fungi; Ascomycota; Eurotiomycetes; Eurotiales; Aspergillaceae
Exons: 3
Coding region: 1-1329 (442 amino acids)
Biological process (GO): DNA repair
Cellular component (GO): nucleus; Smc5-Smc6 complex
Source: RefSeq, a predicted model, not a curated record
AUGGCACCAAUCGUUCAAAUUCACUCGCAGCUGGAUGAACAAUCUGCCCCCAACUCCAGUCCUCCUACAUCUCCUGGAUCCUCCUCGGACAAAGAGAACCCUCGACCACAAGCCAUCAACAAAAGAUCCAGAGCGCAAAUGGCGCCCCCAAGCCACAGCAAACGGCGUCGCCUCACCGAUCGCACUUCCAACAUUCACACCCAAACUCCCUCGUCGCAACGCAUUGGGAAGAACAAGUUCUACGAUCCUGAUCAAGAUAUCAACGAGCGGAGAAAGGUUCGCAAGGACCUGAGAGAUUUAACAAGCGCGUUCAACGACUCGCGAGGCGAGUAUCUCCAGUCUGGCAACGAUGGAAUCGUCAAGACCGUUACACAAUUAAACCACCUUUACACGAAGGUCAAACAGACCUCAGAUGCCACCCUCGACUCGCGACUCCUGGUCAACGCAGCCGACCUCUCUCAUAAAAAGACCGCCCAGCUCGCGGUCGGCGAAUCCGGUGCUGGCAUCGAUGUCGAUGAAUUUGUCUCCAAAUGUAUCUCUUAUAUGCGCCGGGGGCCUGGAACAACUAUCACCCCAACCCAGCGCCAGCGUCACCGACAAAGCCAAAGAGACCCCAAUGCGAGCGAUGGCGAGGACGAUGGAGAUGCAAUGAACUGGGACUGGCUUGGCCGCAAAGCUUGCCUCCCGUUUAGUUCUCGUCCGACUGUGUCGGGAUUCUUGCUGGGCCCGCUCUCUGUAGAGAAGCGCACGCGACAACUCACGCAGCGCAGAGCGACAGAACGCCCUGACCCUUCACAACUUACUAGGCCUAACGAUCUAGUCCAAGAAGACCUUGGACAAGAGGAUAACAACCUCACAGCGAUGUGUUCCACCAUCGGCCAAUUGCUGUCCUUUACACAAGCGCGCAGCCAAGAGCAAGCACAAAAGGAACUGGAGGACACGUAUGGGAGUGAUGCCCCGGGAGAAGAAGUGAUUCAGGCUGUUAUGGACAAGCACAAUGUGUGCGAUGAUGGGGGUAUUCCUCUGUUCAAAUUCUGUAUCAACCCGCGAUCUUUUGGACAGAGUGUUGAAAAUCUGUUCUAUGUGAGCUUUUUGGUCCGUGAUGGUCACGCAGGCAUCAACACGGACAGUCGCAACCUUCCAACACUUCAGCAUUCAAAACCAUACGAACCCAACGAAGCUCAACAAAAGGGCAUCCAGAAGCACCAGGCUAUCUUCAGUCUCGACUUUGACACCUGGCUAGAGCUUAUCAAAGUCUUCGAUAUCAAGGAGUCCAUCAUUCCCCACCGCGAGGAAAUGGAAGAAGCUAGUGGAACCUGGCAAGGUUAA